Schistosoma mattheei is the source of this 817-nucleotide messenger RNA. The record is from the annotation of a GenBank genome assembly. NCBI's taxonomy places the organism in Eukaryota, Metazoa, Platyhelminthes, Trematoda, Strigeidida, Schistosomatidae.
GAUUUUCCUCACCAUUUUGUCGACGGGUUUCUAGUUCAUCUAGUACCGUCAUCCUUUUUAUUAUAUCUUCUAGAGAUAUAUAGGGUCUUACUCGAAUGUCGGUAUCGUCGUGACUACGAGCGCAACUUAACAGAAGAUCACGUUGCUUCUCCGACCCUAGGUUUACCUUAAGGAUCAACACUGUCGUCGGUUCUCUUACCUAUCCUUAUCAAUACUUUGACCUGAACUCCUUUCGAGUUAUCCGGCUCGUCUUGUUAAAAAUUAUGGUUUAUUUCCUAUGAACCUUUACUGUCGAAUUCGCAUUGGGGAUGCCAUCUUUGAAACUCAGACCGCACUUUCAGCUGGCAAACGUCCUUUUUGGAAUGAAACAUUCCAGUGUUGGUUACAUGGUGAUGUUGACAGAUUAACAGUAGAAGUGUUUUCAGAAAAUGUCUUAUUUUCCGAUUCACAAGUAGCUAAUGCUGUGAUAAUUUUCCCUCCAUCUUUAUUUGAUGGUGUUGCUUUAAAUCAAUGGUUUUCGCUCAGUGGAAAGCAAGGAAAAGAUUUAGAAGGUUCAAUUAAUCUGAUUUUUCGAUGUCGAAAAGUACCAGUAAACCUUCCAGUUCUACAGUCCAAUCCAUUAUAUUGUCAACCGCGACUAGGUGAAAUCGGUGGUAUGACAGUAUUACCUAAACCAAUAUCUACUGAAGAUGUUCAAUCAAUACAUGAAAUUUUCCCAUCUGUUGAAGAUGAUACAAUUCACUCACUUUUAACAACACAUCAUGGAAAUCGAGAAGUUGUUAUCAAUGAACUACUUCGUAUGACAUCAGAAACUUAA